Syngnathus typhle (broad-nosed pipefish) is the source of this 3680-nucleotide messenger RNA. RefSeq names its product Ras and Rab interactor 3 (gene rin3). The transcript has 14 exons. Gene Ontology annotation, molecular function: small GTPase binding; guanyl-nucleotide exchange factor activity. The coding region runs from base 199 to 3177 and encodes 992 amino acids. NCBI's taxonomy places the organism in Eukaryota, Metazoa, Chordata, Actinopteri, Syngnathiformes, Syngnathidae. Gene Ontology annotation, cellular component: cytosol; endocytic vesicle. The record is from RefSeq and is a predicted model, not a curated record. Gene Ontology annotation, biological process: vesicle-mediated transport.
CCCUUCCUGUCUUACAGCUCAGGAAGUGGAGGCCAAAGCUGCCGCAUCGAGAUAUUUUCCCCUGAUUCAGUCCUGCUUGACUAAACAGGGGGAAGAACCAGGCAGAGAGAAGGCGGGAUUUGGGUAAAGCCGAGAGCAAACACAAAAGGAGAAGGAAAGUGACUGAGUACACUCCAACAGUCCAUUUGAGAAGUUAGGAUGGAAGCCAGCGUUGAUUCUCAGGAAACAGGGCAAACUCCCACUCUGGCAGCAGCAGCAGCAGCAGCACACAACACUUGUUCCAAGCCGUGUCGGCCCAGGCCUCCCGCUCCCGCGGUCAAGUCCUCCCAAAUCCCUUCCCGACCUCCUCUCCCUCCGCCCACUUUGAUGUGUAAAGCCGCCGCCCCGCCCGUCCCAUCUCUCCCACCGCCUCUCUCGCCGACCCCACACACCGUGUCUCCUUUGCUUCUCCUGGAGAGUUCCAUCAAAGCUGAGCGUGCUCCCUGCUUAGCUCCUCUUCCCUCAGCCCCAGCCCCAGCCCCAGCCCCAGCCCCAGCCCCAGCCCCAGCCCCAGCCCCAGCCCCAGCCCCAGCCCCAGCCCCAGCCCAGGCAGCGUCAGCCUCCUUCCCCUCGGCCCUGCCUUCUCCCCCUGACAUCUUACCAGUCUCGCCAACGCUGAGCCUUAUAGAUCUCUUGGUGGGGAGCACAUCUGUGUGGCUUACCAAAGGACUUAGCCAAGAGCAAAUCAGCAGGAUUCUGCAAGAGGAGGCUGCAGGGGUCUUUGUGGUUCAGAGCUCAGAGGAGCAAUGUAUGACGCUGUCGGUGCGCGAGCCCGAUGAGCAGGAAGUCGUGGCCAUCCGCGACCUGGAGGUCAAACAGCACAAGACGUUUCUUCACUUAGACGGUUCGGCUCUGCUCUUUGAUGACAUCUACAAACUCGUCUCCUUCUACUGUGUCAGCAGGGACAUCCUGGCUGCGCCGCUCAAACUCCCCCAAGGCAUUUCAAUGGCAACGGAGAAAGAGGAGCUGGAGAUCAUCUCUGCUAUGGGUGCAGACUUUUGGACAUCAGCUAUGAACCAGAGGACAACAAAGCAGAAUCUUCUGGAUCCCAACACGGUUCAUUUGUAUAUCAACCCCAUCACUCCGGCAGAGACACCAAGCGAGCAGCCAAAAGAAAUACUCAUCAACACCCCGAAAAGCAUCGUCUCCUACUUGCUCAAUGAAGAAUCCAAUCAGAAGGAAAAGACAGAGGUCAAGAGUCAGGUUCAGAGCACCUCAAAGCAGGACGCCAAAUUCAAGCGGCCUCCUCCCAGGCCCCCCAGUCUGGGACCACCGGGAUCGGGCUCCGGGAUGGGCCUGCUCUUCUCCACGGAAAAAAGCUUGUUUGCAGCUGAAAGGCUGGGGGCGGGGGACAAAGAAGACAGGAAGACAGCGCUGCUGACAUCACCUCCUCCAUCGAGACCUCCCGUCCCCUCCCUGCGUCCUGCUCCUCUGCGCCGCGCUUCCUCUGGCGACAAGGGCCCAAAAGCGCGGCCAGAGGAAGAGAAAACGUGCGCCCUGGCCCAGGGCGGAGAACUGUCAUGCACGCCAGGUGGAGAAAGCCAGGACAAAGAAGAGGACAAACGGGACGUUUUAGCCAAGAGAUCCGCUCGACCCGUACCUCAGCCAAGGAAGAAAGCGCCCUCGCCUGACAAUAGUGCCGCAAAAGUAGGCCCGGCGCAGAGGCCGGACGUGUCACUCUACUCUCCUCAAGGGGGCGCCGUGCUCGGAGCAGAUGGUGAUUCCUGCUCCAACAGCAGCACUGAAGAAGAAGAAGCAGGAGGAGGAGGAGGGGAGGCAAACCAGGAGCAAGAUCCAAACCACAAUAAGCUGUCCGAACACGGUGGCAGCAAAAUGACGCGGACGCCAACCACCGUCAUGUUGGGCAAAGCUCGUUCCCGCCUGUCUACUGUUAUUACCGGCCUCAUCAGCCACGACCGUCGCCUCUCGCAACGCAUCGUGGAGCUGGCUCGAGACCCGCUCGGCUAUUUUGGCAACCUGGUGAAAGACCACCGAGCGUUCACCCUCGAGACCAUGUCCAAGCACUCCACCUCCACCGAGCUCUUGCAAGAGAUCAGGCAGAUGAUGACUCAGUUGAAGAGUUACCUGCUGCAAAGUACCGAACUGCAGGCCAUGAUGGAGCCGCAGCACCAGUAUUCGCAAGACAAACUGGAGAGCAUCGUGGAAGUGGCUCUAUGUAAGAGCGUACUGAAGCCACUGAGGGAGCCCGUUUACGGCAGUCUGAAGAAGCUGCACACCGACAAUGGCAGUCUUAAGCAGCUGGCACACAACCAGUCUGCAGUUCUGGGCAGUACCACCACAGCUUUGGGAGUCACCACUGCCGUCCCAGAGGCCCCGGCGAUGGAGAAGAUUAGCGUUAAACUCAGUAAUCUGCAUCUUGAAUACUCUCCUCCAAAGAAGAUUGAGUUACUGCUGAAGGCCUGUAAAAUCAUCUAUGACUCCAUGUCUGUCAGCUCUCCAGGGCGGGCCCACGGAGCUGAUGACUUCCUGCCUGUAAUGAUCUACGUCCUGGCUAGAUGUAAUCUGUCCGAUUUAGUGCUGGACGUGGAAUACAUGAUGGAGUUGAUGGACCCCACACUAACAAUAGGAGAAGGCUCCUAUUAUUUGACCACCACGUACGGCGCUCUGGAGCACAUUAAGACUUUUGACCAGCACAAGUCAGCACCGUGUCAGUUGAGUCGGGAGAUUCAGGACUCCAUCCAGCGCUGGGAGAGACGACGCACACUCAACCAGGAAUGUUUGGAGCAAAGAUGUGUUCAGGAAUUCUUGACAGUGUGCUGUCCUGACAUUGGAAGUAACCCCAAAACCUUUGGCAUCCUUCCCACCAGCACAAUCCAAGAGCUGACUGAACAAUGUGCCGCACGUUUCGAUCGAGAUUCCCACAUCCUCAGCAUCUACGCGGACGGGCUUCGGCGGCCCCUGGCACCUACCGACUUGGCACUGAGUGUGAAGAACAAAUGUCAACCAGGAGCAUAUUGCUUCCUCUAUCACCCCGUGGACUAUCGCUCACCAGUUCAGCAGGCCUGGGUCGGGCGCACCUGCCCCGCCGUCCCGCCUCCGAGACCACCGCAAAGCGCGCUUCCCAACAUUUCCCAGACUGGAAAUUCACAAGAAGAGGCUUGUCUGAUUAGCUGGUGAUCGCUUCAAUAGCGCCGCAGCGGCAGCUACCGUUGGUGGACCGAAGAUUCGGUUCCACCUGCUGCCUGGAAGAAAUGCAUCUGUCAUAAUCCGUUCCCGCCGCUCUUUUAGGAAUAACAGAAGCUACGGAUGAGUCUUCAUUUUCAAUUCGCUACGGUUUGGCGAUUGCAGACAAAAGGCCGUGCGGAAAUUUGGCGCCGCUGUACCCUGCGUGGCUCAUUAUUCAAGUCCAUGCCCAAGCAAGCGUUCCAAACGACAAAACUUCCUGAAAAGCAAAUGAUUUGGUCAAAGAUGGACGUUUGUCUUGAGUCAGCCAAUGCUCAAAGAUAGGUAGGAGUAUGUGACAAAUGAUCUAGAGAUGGGGUCUGGAACUCCUUUUUGUAAAAGGCUGCAAUGCAAGCCUAUUGCUUUUGUCCACGUCGUUGAGGUUUCAUCCGGCUGACACUGCUUUUGGGGAUCAUCUCCAAAAGACAAUAAACAAUUGAAAAAAGGAGAACAAUUCA